Gossypium arboreum is the source of this 1852-nucleotide messenger RNA. Its product is annotated as transcription factor bHLH87. Gene Ontology annotation, molecular function: protein dimerization activity; DNA-binding transcription factor activity. Gene Ontology annotation, biological process: regulation of DNA-templated transcription. Lineage: Eukaryota; Viridiplantae; Streptophyta; Magnoliopsida; Malvales; Malvaceae. The record is from RefSeq and is a predicted model, not a curated record. Bases 203 to 1444 code for a protein of 413 amino acids. The transcript has 2 exons.
GACGUUAGCAAUGGUUUUCUUUUUGGGGGUUGAUGAUCACAGUUUUAAAGAGGACGGUUAGUGGGCACUACCAGGUUGUUCAGAAAGUGAUAUUAAGCUGAGGUUUGAUCCAACUUUGUCCUAUAUUCUUCACUCGUUGGUUUCUUUUGGCAAAGCUAAUAACCAGAGUGGCGGCUUCCUGGAUUUGAAAAAAGUUUCAUCCAUGGAUGGCUUGCGAUGGGAUGGCCCAGAAAUUGAAGCAAAAUCGUUGCCUGUGUGGAACAAUGAGCGAAAUGAUAUGGAAGAUAGUUAUUUCUUAAUUCCCAACUCUUUAAAUUCUUUCAUGUAUGGUGGCAAGAUGGAUGAUCUGCCAGAAGAUAUAUUCUAUCAAAUUCAAGAACUGCAAAAAUCUGGCAACUUGGAGGAUGCUUUACAACAAGGGCUUUUCUCUUCUCCUUUGAUGAGUAGAGCUUAUGGUUUUAGUACGUUAAAUGGUUCGGUUUCUGAUUUUGGCAUGCCGGUUCACUCACAAGGCAUCAAUGGUGGUGGUGCUACAACAACAGGCUCUCUUGAGUCUCUUGAUUGCUUGAUCUCUGCUACCAAUAGCAACACUGAUACAUCAGUUGAAGAUGAUGGGAUUUCCAUGAUUUUCUCUGAUUGUAAGAAUUUAUGGAAUUUUGCUGCUAGCAGUGCAGUUUCAUCAGGGUCUGAAAACAAUGGCUCAAAUACGGGAAGAAAUGGGCACGAAGAAAUAGUGUCCCAGAGUUCUUCAGAUCGAUGCAUCAAUAAUGAAAAUCUAUCACAAACAAAGUCUAGUAAUUCUUCAAAGAGAAAAAAUGACCAGACUGAGCUAACAUUUGGUCCAAAUUGUGGUUACUUCAAUCUUCUUCAUACUGACCUUUCUGCAGCAGAAGGUGGUUUUAAGCUCUUCCCUGACAACCCACCGAAAGCAAAGAAAAUCAGAUCGGAAAAGCAUUCAAGCUCAUCGAAUAUCAACUUUCAACAGCCUGCAAGUUCAUCAGUUUCUUCUUCCAUUGAAGAACCUGAUCCAGAGGCCAUUGCACAAAUGAAAGAGAUGAUUUAUCGAGCUGCAGCGUUCAGGCCUGUGAACUUAGGCUUGGAAGUGGUGGAGAAACCAAAGAGGAAGAACGUGAGGAUAUCAACCGAUCCACAAACUGUUGCAGCAAGGCAAAGGAGGGAGAGGAUAAGUGAGAGAAUUAGGGUUCUGCAGAAGCUGGUUCCUGGUGGGAGCAAGAUGGAUACUGCAUCAAUGCUUGAUGAGGCUGCAAAUUAUCUAAAGUUCCUUAGGUCCCAAGUCAAGGCACUAGAAAACCUAGGCAACAAGCUUGACACAAUGAAUGCUCCUCCUCCUUCAAACAUUGCUUUCAACCACUCUCUCCCCAUGCAAACACAUAGCUUUCCACUCCUAAACCCUAAUGAUCAUAUUCACCAUUCCCAGAGUUGAAAAAAAUAUUGCACCAUCCUUUCAUCUUCAUAAUGAUUAACAUGUCCCAGUCUCAGAACAACUAUAUUAGAAAAAUCCAGGGUCAUCAUCAUUUUCAUCAUUACAUUUUAUCCUCUGUUAUCUAGUGUUAGAAAUAUAUAUAUAUAUAUCUUCCUAAUGAAAGAUUUCAUGAUUAUCAUCAUCAUUGUAAGCACCACCCAAGAGCAGAAAGGGAGCUUAGUUCUUGACAACCUUUUUUUCAUAAGAAAAAGGCUUAGCAAUUAUAGCACUUAUGAUUAAGAUCAAAGGCCAGAAAAGUGAUUCUGAUCAUCACUUUACUAGUCUAGUUUAAUAUAAUUUGUUUAAUGUAUUCUCAGUACUUGUAAAAGCUUUUUCUUUUUCAUGGAGAUACUUUUAUAUAUUUUGGUU